AGUCCUGGAUGAAGAAAAAUAUUCCACUUGGCCUAAAAUAGAGGAAUAUUGUCGGGCUCUUCACACCAAAUUCUGAACACUGUGUGAUAAGAAGUCUAAUCCUGGAGAUUAUCAGCACCUCCCCAUCCUUCCGCAGCUGCUGCAGCAGGUCCAUCAUGUGGGUUUUGACCACCCUACUGCUCCUGGUUCCAAGCAGUGGACAAGCUGCUACUCUGGAGAAGCCCAUAUUGUCUCUGCACCCACCCUGGACAACCAUCUUCAAGGGGGAGCGGGUAACCCUGCGGUGUGAUGGGUACCACCCCCUGCUCCUGGAGCUCCGGCCCAUCAGCACCCUCUGGUAUUUGGGUCACCUCCCCCUGCCCUCCUACAAGAAGAGCAUUGAGGUCCAGACCCCAGGAGUGUAUCGAUGUCAGACACGGGGAGCACCAGUCAGCGACCCCAUCCACAUCUCGGUAUCCAAUGACUGGCUCAUCCUGCAAGUGCCCUACGCCGCGGUGUUCGAGGGCGAACCCCUGGUCUUGCGCUGCCGCGGCUGGUACGACAAGGCUGUCUACAAGCUCCAUUAUUACCACGACGGGCAGGCGGUUCGUUACUUCCACUCCAGCGCCAAUUACACCGUCCCGCAGGCGCGAGCCAGCGACAGUGGACGCUACCAGUGCUCGGGCACCAUGCGCAUCCCAGUGGAGAGCGCGCCCCUGUUCUCCGCCAAGGUGGCCGUGACCGUGCAAGAACUCUUCCAGGUUCCGGUGCUGCGGGUGUUGGGCCCGGCGCCAGCCCGUGGCGCGGCAGGAGGCGGCGUGGUCCUGCGCUGCGACACGCACCUGCACCCGCAGAAGCGCGACACGCCGCUGCAGUUCGCCUUCUACAAGUACAGCCGCCCGGUGCGCCGCUUCGAUUGGGGCGCCGAGUACACGGUCCCCGAGCUAGAGCACGAUGAGCUGGAGUCCUACUGGUGCGAGGCGGCCACCUCCACCCGCAGCGUCCGUAAGCGCAGUCCAUGGCUGCAGCUCCCAGGCCCCGCUUCUCCUCUGGGCUCGACCACCCCCGCCCCAGCACCACAGGCAGCCGCCUUGGCCCCUGGCAGCAAGCCUCUUUCCUUCAGAAAGCCCCCGGUGUCCACAUCGGUGCCGUCGGUCAUCUCCCUUCCAAACACCACCUCGGCUGGGCUGCAUUUCCCUGCGGCUGGCAGAGCCCCCACAGCUGGGCCACCUGCCUGCGCAGCGACAACUUCCUUGGGACAGUCGCCAGGAGUCCUGAAAUCCAACGUGGACCUUCUGCUUCGGGAAAUGCAAUUGCUCAGAAGCCUUUUGACCCGAGUGGUCCUGGAAUUAAAGGAUCCACAGGCCUUCCCAGAGCUCAGGGGAACACUCCAGACCCCCACUUCCCACUUUGCUGUGAGCCUGGGAUCCCUGGGGACCACUAAGGUGGAGACCUGAGCCUGGGGGCUGCAGCCUCUUAACCCCACCCACCACCCCCAGGUCUGUUCAUUCCUGGUCUCUCCACUUCUCCGUCACUCUGCUACCUCCAAGCCACUUCUGUUUGUCCCUUUGUUUUGCUUUGCUUUAAAGAAUCGAGGAUAAAGUGAGGUGGCUGCUCAUUUCAAUCUGGAAGAGCACCUGUGAGCAGUUUGUAAUUACACCAUCUUCCCUGCCAGUUUUUCCCCUCACAGAACUCAAUAAGGAAGUAAAA
Messenger RNA from Talpa occidentalis (Iberian mole), 1689 nucleotides. It is a transcript of the gene FCRLB, whose product is annotated as Fc receptor like B. Gene Ontology annotation, biological process: cell surface receptor signaling pathway; negative regulation of immune response. The transcript is spliced from 7 exons. Gene Ontology annotation, molecular function: transmembrane signaling receptor activity. Bases 156 to 1436 code for a protein of 426 amino acids. Lineage: Eukaryota; Metazoa; Chordata; Mammalia; Eulipotyphla; Talpidae. The record is from RefSeq and is a predicted model, not a curated record.